AUGGAUAGUUGUGUUUGCGUAUUCAAUUCUCUUCUUUCUUAGUUUCAAGACAUGAUUGCUAACUUCAGUGCUCAUUCAGCAUCAACAGGAGGAUAGAGUCUUACUCACGAUGGUGGAUUCGGCAAUACUAUUCCCACUCUAAGUGGAGCUAACCCUAACUUGACUGGCAGAUUUAACUCUCAAAGCCCAAUGACUGAUGGAGGAUUCUUCGCUGUCCUUUUAAUUGGGUUAUUCAUGCUAAUGAUGAUCAUGAGCAAUAACAAUGGGGCCCAGAGAAACAGUCAAGAUCUAAAGAUUGGCAGGUAAAACCCUGAGAAUCGCAGAAAUAACCGUUAUGAUGAGGACUACCUAGACUGA
Messenger RNA from Stylonychia lemnae, 357 nucleotides. The record is from the annotation of a GenBank genome assembly. Lineage: Eukaryota; Ciliophora; Spirotrichea; Sporadotrichida; Oxytrichidae.